AGCGGGAUGCUGGACGAUGACGAUGCAGAUCAGUAUGACUUCGAUUACCUUGACAAGCUAGUUGAAAAACAUCAGGAUCGUCAAACAUGUCCAGCAGCGCCCCCACCGCAACAGCAGCCGCAGCAGGGCCAGGGUUCUCUACUUGGCGCGGGGGCCCAACCACAGCAGCUGCAAGGACAAGCGCUACCGCAGCAGCUGCAACAGCAGCUGAUACAACAACCUCCCCUGCAGCAAUACCCUCAGCAGCAGCUCUGGCAGCAGCACCCACCGCAGCAAACACGCCAGCACCAGCCCUGGCCGCAGAACCCACCGCCGCAGCAACAGCAACAGGCGUGGGUGCAAAACGUUCCUCCUCCUCCUCCUCCGCAGCAGCAGCAGCAGCAGUUUCCCGCGCAGAACCCGAUGCUGAAGCAAACACAGCAGCUGCAGCAACAGCCGCCGAUGCCUGGAGCCCCAACAGCACUCCUGGCUCACCACCAAACUCGCCAAGCGCCAGGAAGUUUCCUGAAAGCCCAGGAGCACCCGUCUCAGCCGCACCUGCAAGGACAGAUGCAGCGAGCCCCGAUGCAGCAGCAGCCAGAAGCAGCGGCAGGCGACAACUCAGGCACGGCGCGUGAUGGUGCCCUUGCAUCAGUUGGUGGAGGGGGUGCUGCUGCUGCUGCUAGUAGUGGGGUACCGCAGCCAGCUGGCCCACCAUCAUCAUCAUCAUCAUCUCGCCAGGCGACAUUCACCGCGACCUUGUCGCUGGAGGACAAUAAAAGGUUCGCUGUCAGGGUACGUGGUCCGCCGCGGCAGUCGCAUUUGGGUCGCAAGGAGGCCGGUUACACCCCGGAGGGGAGCCCGGUGGCCGGUCCGGAUGCAGAAACACGCGGAGUGGGCUUCCACGACGCGCUGAAGGCGGUGUUCGGCAUCAUCAGGGGCGCGUCUGGCUACGACCACAAGGUCCAGGGCUGGACAUUCCCGCUGUCGGAGUACAGGCACGUCAUGGAGGCCCUGACCGGCGGGCGGUUGGCGACGCGCAGGGUGGUGGUCAGCCUGCAGCCGACCCUGCCUGACUUCGUGAAGAACAUGCUGGAAGCCGCAGCGUCGCGUACGAACGACGAACGGCAAUACGACAAGCUGAUGCGUCGGGCGCAUGAAGGCGAGCAGUCCUUGGACGAGAAGAUGAUGCCCUUCCAGCGCGACGGGGUCAGGCAUGCACUCCGGUUGGGCGGCCGGGCGCUCAUCGGAGACGAGAUGGGACUGGGGAAGACCGUGCAGGCUUGCUGCCUGCUCAAAUGCUACGCUGAGGACUGGCCGGCGUUGGUGGUAGUGCCCAAGUCCCUGAGGGAGACCUGGGCUGACGCGCUGUUCAUGUGGCUGAAGCUCACGGACCAGGAGGUGUUUCUGAUCAAUUCGCCCAAGGACGUUGAUACGCUGCGGGGUAGCUGGUCCUCUGCGAAGCCCAAGAUGGUCGUGAUCAGCUAUGACACGCUGUCGCGGGCAGGCGACCAAAUCCAGAAGCUCAAGCCGCAGAUGGUGGUCCUGGACGAGGCGCACUACAUCAAGAACGGCAAGGCGAAGCGCACGGAGGCCGCCUUGCCGCUGAUCAAGCAGGCUCGUCACGCGGUGCUGCUGACCGGCACCCCCGCGCUGUCCAAACCCAACGAGCUGGUGCCGCUGCUGCAAGGGCUGUUCCCAACAGCGGGAAUCAAGGCCAACGCAUUCAACGAGCGUUACUGCGUUCCAGAUUUCAUCUGCUGCGGCAUCAAGUCCAGGCACCCUGGUAAGUUUCGCGGCUCGAAGAACGAAACGGAGCUUAACCGGCUGCUCCAGGGAGUGGUCAUGGUGCGCCGACUCAAGGCCGAUGUGCUCAAGCACCUGCCUGCCAAGCAGAGGCAGCAGGUUUUCAUCCGGCUGCCCGACAAGGAGACGCGGGAACUAGGCAAGAUGAAACGGGAGCUGGAGGGCAUCCGGGCGGUGGCCAAUUCAAUGAUGUCGGCCGGGGGAGCAUCCGGCCUGGCGGGUGUGUCUCACGAGCAGCAACAGACCAUCAUGAGGCUUUGGCGGGAUACUGCGGAGAUCAAGAAAACGGCGGUGGCGGAGUACUGUUCGGACCUCCUCGAGGCGGAUGGAGCCAAGUUCCUGCUGUUCGCACACCACAAGGUGCUGCUGGAUGCGGUCAAGUCGUUGAAGGCACGCUACAUUCGCAUCGACGGCGGCACCAGCGGUGAUGACCGCGGCAGGCUCGUUAAGCAAUUCCAGGAGGACGCAGAUGUCAAGGUGGCCAUUUUGAGUAUCAAGGCUGCAGGAGUGGGACUCACUAUGACCGCAUCCAGCCUGGUGGUCUUCGCAGAGCUGAGCUGGGUUCCGGGGGACAUCCAGCAAGCGGAGGACCGCUGCCACCGCAUCGGCCAACACACCUCCGUCAACAUCCACUUCCUCCUGGUGCGGGGCUCCAUUGACGAGCUCAUGUGGGACACGCUGCAGAACAAGCUGAGUGAUGUGGGCAAGGUACUUGACGGCAGCGGUGCGUUCAUCAAGGUCGACACGACUCGGGAGGUUCGCAACCUGGGCACCAAUGCGGCUGCAAACCAUCCUCCUCCGCCGCUGCCUGGUGGCGCUGACGGGAGCGGCCCCAGCCCCGGCUCCGAUCUUGGUAACGAUGAACGUGCAGAAACGCGGGCUGUCGGCACUUCUGACAGCAAGUCGGCAGCGGCACGAAGCGGUAGCAAGGCAGCAGCGGCAGCGGCUGGGAGCCGCCGCAUAUCCGAUUACUUUGCACCCGGAGGUGGAGGGGUGGCUGCAGGGCGAGGGGGAGGUGGGGGAGGGGUGGCCGGCAAGGUCGAGGGCGAACGGCGUCCAGGUGGAGGCGCCAUGGCAGGACAAAAGCGAGGCCGAGCAGGCCACACGGAGGAGGCGGAGCUGGCUGACGACGGAAACGACGACGACGACGAUGCAGAUGACUUUAAGAAGAGCCGUCGUUGAGGGCAGACGGGAGACUCCGUCUUGAGAUGCGGGUUGGCCAUCUGUGUCUGUUCCUUUGCGGUCGCGAAAUGGCACACGGCAUUCCCACGGUUGCUGCGCCACACAGCGCUCGACGGCGUGGAAUGGCCGCUUAUCGGUGUUGUUUGUGUUUGUGAUUGGUGUUCUAACAGCGCUUUUUCUUACAGUUUCCGGAUAGACAUGUACCUUCGCGUGUGCGUGCUGUUGACAUGGCAUGCUGUUCUGCUGGCCAGGCUGCAGGACUGCACACCUGCAGGAUUUAAACGGAUUGAACAUCUGAGGUGCGGCUCCUGCUGCGGCCUACCAAGGGAUUUGGGGGAAGACAACUGGCGUGCAUCACGCAGCACACUGCUCCACGGCAGGGCCCAGAGCUGAAGCAGACGUAUGUACGGCAUAUAUAGAGGAGGCUAGGAUGACCUAUAAUAGUUCGGAGCUCGGAGUCGUGCACGCAGGUCACGCUGGAACAUUUCUUGAUUAGCAGGUGGGGAUGCAGGCAUUGCGCUUAUCGGUACCGUACGGGGCGAGGAGUGGACUCUUGUCCCGGGUCCGCCUCUGAACGGCCUUGGAUUGUUUGAACUAUAUACUUUGGCUGCUUUGAGAGGGCACCAGAGAAAUAACGACACCGAAACC
Messenger RNA from Volvox carteri f. nagariensis, 3615 nucleotides. RefSeq lists its product as uncharacterized. The transcript has 19 exons. Bases 7 to 2967 code for a protein of 986 amino acids. The record is from RefSeq and is a predicted model, not a curated record. Gene Ontology annotation, cellular component: nuclear replication fork. Gene Ontology annotation, molecular function: ATP-dependent chromatin remodeler activity; ATP binding. Gene Ontology annotation, biological process: replication fork processing; DNA repair. NCBI's taxonomy places the organism in Eukaryota, Viridiplantae, Chlorophyta, Chlorophyceae, Chlamydomonadales, Volvocaceae.